AUGGAUUUGCUUUCCGAGCUGACACAAUUGAUUGGUGCGGCAGUCAUUUAUUUCAUCCCAUCUUUUCCUGAGACUGGAAAGGCGGAGAUCGUGGCGGAGAUCGUGGCGAAGAUGGUGGUGGAGCGUGCCGUGUGGUACAUGUUGUUGACACCUGCGGAACCUGAUAUUAGGGCCUCUAGCAUCAACUCUGAAAAUCAAUAUACGAAUAAUGUUUUAGAAACUCCUCUAUACUGCCGAAGACUCAUAUAA
Morchella importuna is the source of this 249-nucleotide messenger RNA. RefSeq lists its product as uncharacterized. NCBI's taxonomy places the organism in Eukaryota, Fungi, Ascomycota, Pezizomycetes, Pezizales, Morchellaceae. The record is from RefSeq and is a predicted model, not a curated record. The transcript is spliced from 6 exons. Bases 1 to 249 code for a protein of 82 amino acids.